AGGAUAUACGUGGUCGUGGUGUUCAGUAUUUUUGGGUGUCAUUUUCAAAAAACGAUUUAGUAUAAUAAGAACACAUUUUUCUUGGAUAUUUCUAACAAUGGAAAGAUUCUUGACAAACAAAAGUAAAAAUCAGAAUAAUGCCGAACCCGGACCGAGUACCUCAAGAGAAAGAUAUGAAUCUGAAGAUUCCCAACCCGAAGAGGAAGGUGAAGCGUCUGUUAUUAGUACAAAUGCUUCUAGAGAAAAAAAACAAGCAACUUCUAAAAGAAAAAGAAAGCGUGUGUCCGCUGUAUGGGACUAUUUUAAAAGGUCUGGCGAUCGAAAAUUAGCAAAGUGUAUGACAUGUGGAAAAGAAUACAAAACAAGCGGCAACACAAGCAACAUGCGAGAUCACUUAGAUAGACAUCAUCCAAUACAUAAGGGAAAUAUACAGCAGUCAGCAUCAGAUGAACCUGUAGAAACUACAGCAAUUAUUGACUCUGAAGGGUCAUUUUCUAACACAUCUUGUGAUCGUUCUAGUGCUCGAUCAACAACAAGAUCAAUUAGCCCCUUUUUUAGCGAGCCCACCAAUAUGAUUCGAAAUCAAGGCAUAAAAAGGAACUUGACAGAGCCCUUAUUAAAAUGGUGGCUCUCGACUUUCAGCCUUUUAAUAUAGUGAAUGACAUUGGCUUCAACAAAUUUGUCAACCUGUUAGACCCAAGGUAUGUACUUCCUAGUUCAUUUACUUUAAGUGGCAAAAUGUUGAAUGAAUUUUAUUUGGAAAUGUACCAGAAGGUAAAAGCAGAAUUAGAAAAGAUUGAAUAUGUUGCUAUAACUUGCGAUUCCUGGACCUCCACGGCAACAGAGUCAUACUUGACUGUGACAUGUCAUUAUAUUAAUACAUAUUAUGAACUAAAAACAGCUAUUCUUUCUACCAAACCUCUAACAGGUGGAAUAAAUCAUACGGCCGAAAAUAUAGCCCAGACCCUAACCGAAAUAUUCGAAAAAUGGAACAUUGAAAAUAAAGUUAUGUGCAUUGUAACAGAUAAUGCGGCUAAUAUGAUUAAAUCAUGUGAGCUACUAAAAAAAAAGCAUUUACCAUGCUAUGCACUUAUUCUUAAUUUGGCAGUCCAAGAAAAUUUUGUCGUUAUCCAACCAGUAAUUAAAAAAUGUAAAGAUGUAGUUACAUUUUUUAAGAGUAGCACCAUUGCUAUGGAUAUGUUUAAAAAAGAACAAAAUAUUGAUGCAAACAACGAAGGUCAUAAAGAAUAUAAAUUGAUACAAGAAGUGACUACUAGAUGGGAUAGUACAUACCACAUGCUUGAAAGGAUCUUGAAAACAAAUGAUGCAAUUGGCAGAGCCAUACUAAAAUUAAGAAAGGCACCUGUACCUCUUUCUGUUGAUGAGAUCACUCUUAUACAAGAUUGUGUUAAAAUUCUAAAAUGUUUUGAGGAAGCUACCAGAAAAGUAUCAGGUAAAAUUAUUCAUUUAGGAAUUGUGCAUGUGGUUUUAAAGUACGUGUUUGGAAUUGGCAAAUUUAAAGGGUAUUUGAAUGCACCGCCAAUUUUGUUAGAAGUAUUGAUUAUUUUAAUUGACCAAUAACAAUCCAUAUCCGCGUGCAUGCGUCAAUGAUGGCUUGGACAGGUGCACGCUUCCUCCCGCGAGAGACGGGCUUUUUGAUCGGUACCAUCGUACGAUACGCAUCGAAACAUAGAAUAGCGUGUGUUGAGAAAACUGGCCGGCCAACCAUCUAAUAUACAGUUCUACAGUAUACCGAUUCAUCGAGUGUCAGGUAAGUCGUUAUUGACGCCGUAAAUUUGUAAUUGUUUUCUUUUUCUUAUUUUCUUUUGCGUGUGAAGUUCACGCUGGUCCUUCAAUACCUAUUAUUUGUCCUUUCCAAAAGGAGCCCCCCAAACAGUACGUAUUUUAAUUUUUUAGGUAAUAAUGUAACAGUGUCCCUGAUAAUUCCUUUGACAUUAGGAAUUUAUAAUUAUUUAACAACGAUUCAUACAGAACUUGUGACGGAAGAGGGAAAAACAUUUUGCAAUAGAUUAAUUGAAUCGGUAAAAAAGAGGCUGUUUCAAUAUGAAACUAGGACGAAUACGAAAUUGGCCACAUUACUUGACUCCAGGCUUAUUUAUUUACUUAUUUUAUUUAUCCACUGGCAAAGCCCAAUUACAAUUUAGGUAGUGUUAUAAAUUAACAAAUCAAAAUAUAAAAAUACUAAAUAAACAAUAUAACUAGAUUUAAAAGAGAUAACUAUUCCCUUACUUUAGGUUUAAAAAAGAAGCUUUUCGAAGUAAAGAUAAUGUAGCAUCGGCAACUUCAUUACUGGAAAAUGAAAUGUAUGCUAUAAUGAGAAAAAGGGAAGAGAUUAACAGGUCUGUUACUGACCAAACUCAGCCAACCAUUCCAACACCUAGUGCAUCCUCGGCCUCGCUUUUUGCGUUCUUGGAAACGAGAAUAGCUGAGAAAUCAAAAUCGGUAACAUCAGAUAUCAUAAUCACAAAACGACAGUAUUUAGAAAGGCCCAAUUCAAGUGAGGAAACUAACCCUUUGUUAUUAUGGAAGGUAAGUUAGUAAAUAUAAUAUAAAAGCCUAACAUCCAGUGGCGAAGCGUACGAGUAGUACGAGAGUAGUAGGAGAUCCAGUUAUUUGUCAUUAAUUUAUGACGUAAUUAUUUCAUGUAAUUGUUGAAUUACAAUUAAAAAAAAGUUAACACAGAACGUAGUCGCUCCUUACCAGUGGCGCACCGAGGGGGGGGUUUUAGGGGUUAAAACCCCCCCCAGGACUGCAGGACCUCUAAAAGAAAAAAAUAAUUACAAAUAAUAUUAAUAGAAAAUACCUAUUUAAAAAUAUAUUUUAAGAAU
This is a messenger RNA of Anthonomus grandis grandis, 2849 nucleotides long. Its product is annotated as E3 SUMO-protein ligase ZBED1-like. The transcript has 2 exons. NCBI's taxonomy places the organism in Eukaryota, Metazoa, Arthropoda, Insecta, Coleoptera, Curculionidae. Bases 622 to 1581 code for a protein of 319 amino acids. The record is from RefSeq and is a predicted model, not a curated record.